AUGUUCGCUCGUAUCUCUGUCUCCGCUGUCCUAGCUCUGCCUCUACUCACCAGCGCUGGUGUUAUCCCCGUCGCCCUUCCCCGUAAUGAUAUUAUGACCAGGGAGAUUCCUACAAUCUUCCCUGUCCCUGUUAUAUGCCCUACCUCUCUCCCCAUUCCCCUUCCCAGCGAUGAAUCGGAUGACGGUGCGGUUAUUACGGGCAGGCAGGCUCUUCCCGCCCUUCCAGCUCUGCCGGCUCCUCCCGCUCUCCCAGCCCUCCCAGCCCUUACAGGCAGACAGACUCUUCCAGCUAUUCCCGCCCCUCCCGCCAUUCCAGCCGUUCCAGCCGUUCCAGCCCUUACAGGCAGGCAGGUGAUUCCAGCUCUUCCCGCUCCCCCCGCCCCACCGGCUCCUCCGGCCGUUCCAGCGAUUCCAGCGAUUCCCGCCCUUACAGGCAGGCAGGUGAUUCCAGCUCUCCCGGCUCCUCCUGCCCCGCCAGCUCCUCCAGCCGUUCCAGCAAUUCCCGCCCUUACAGGCAGGCAGACGAUUCCAGCGAUUCCAGCGAUUCCAGCGCUUACGGGCAGGCAGGCUCUUCCGGCCCUUCCAGCUCUACCUGCUCCUCCAGCCCUCCCAGCUCUUCCGGCCCUUCCUCGCGACGAAUCAAAUGUUAUUAGCAGGCAGGUUACGAUCUCCCCAGUCCCUCCCACCCUUCCGACCGUCGAUGAAGCAGGUGUUAUUGAAGGCAGACAGGUUGUUACGGGCUCUCCCACCGUCUCCCCAGUCCUUCCCGCUCUUCCCCGUGCUAUGAUUAGGGGCAGGCAGGUCGUCACCAUCUCCCCAGUCCUCUCCCCAGUCCUUCCUCGUGAUGAUGGUGCCAUUAUUGCGGGCAGACAGGUCGUUACAGGCUCCCCAGUUAUUUCCCCAGUCCUUCCUCGUGGACAGUGAUUUCAACGCCUUUGGCUUCUAAUGGAGCAGGCAAUUUCUCGUGAAUCAGAGCGUCUUGGUGAUCUCGUAAAGUGCAUUCGUUCGUUUAAUAGAUAAAUAGUUGGAGAAAACAAUAUUGCUGGGUAGUAGCAAACUUUGUACCAAUACCUAUAACAUUUCGAGUUUUUCUGUCAUUCGAAGCUUCCUGCUGAAUC
Messenger RNA from Desarmillaria tabescens, 1118 nucleotides. RefSeq lists its product as uncharacterized. The transcript has 2 exons. The record is from RefSeq and is a predicted model, not a curated record. Bases 1 to 924 code for a protein of 307 amino acids. Lineage: Eukaryota; Fungi; Basidiomycota; Agaricomycetes; Agaricales; Physalacriaceae.